This is a messenger RNA of Xiphophorus maculatus (southern platyfish), 1921 nucleotides long. RefSeq names its product sorting nexin-10B-like (gene snx10b). Gene Ontology annotation, molecular function: phosphatidylinositol binding. NCBI's taxonomy places the organism in Eukaryota, Metazoa, Chordata, Actinopteri, Cyprinodontiformes, Poeciliidae. Gene Ontology annotation, biological process: intracellular protein transport. The coding region runs from base 162 to 779 and encodes 205 amino acids. The transcript is spliced from 5 exons. The record is from RefSeq and is a predicted model, not a curated record.
AAGAAAAGGCAAAACAGGAUUUGGAAUGCAUGGGAAUUUUCUCUCCUCCUCUUUUCUGUUGGGCUUGUCAUUGCACUUCCUCUGUCUACUCAUAAAACCCUUCCUCUUUGUUUCACAACACGGUUCAUUCAGUUCAGCUCAGGAUCUCUCCUGCCGUCUCCAUGCAGCAGGUUAUCAGUGUCUGGGUGCGAGACCCGCGGAUACAAAAGAAUGACUUCUGGCAUGCCUACAUGGACUAUGAGAUUUGUUUACAUACCAACAGUGUGUUCUUCACCAAGAAGACUUCAAGAGUGAGGAGGAGAUUCAGUGAGUUUGUGUGGCUCAGACAGAAAUUGCAGGAAAAUUCUCUCCUACUCUUACAGCUACCACACCUUCCACCCAAAAACCCCUUCUUCAGUCUGAACAACGCCCAGCAGGUUGCAGAUCGGAUGAAAGGACUCCAGAGGUUUUUGGAAAAAAUCCUCCAGAGCAAUCUGGUGUUAUCUGACAGCUGCCUGCACCUUUUCCUUCAGUCCCAGCUGAGCAUUUCCAAAAUGGAGGCUUGUGUUGCCGGAAAGACCAGCUUCACCGUGGCCCAGGCUGUGCAGAGCUGCGGCCUGAGGAGAUUUCACUCAGAAGAGGACCUGCAGAGGGACCUCAGCGUGUUCUGUGACUCUGACUCAGAUAGCUCAGAGUGCAGAGAUCCAGGGCACAAGACAAGAGAGUUGACAUUAAACAAGUCAAGGAGUGCAGCUACCCUUGAUCUGAGGGGAACCUGCCAAGAGGAGAUGCUCAGCUGAUCGCCUGGUUCUGUAUGAAAACUGAAAACUACUGGAUGAAAGUUCGAGUCUAUUUACUUGAUUCAUGUUCAUCUUUCUGGAUAUGAAAUCACUUUAAGAAAAGCAACUUGUUACCUUUCCCUGAACCAUUUUCACAUUUGUGUAAUUUGCAUUGUCCUAAUUGGAAAGCCAGUUUCACAAAAUCAGUAAUUAUUUUAAUUUCAGCUUCCAUUUGUGUGCUGUGUAAAUAUGGCUUGAUAACGUAUUCACACCACUAGAAUUUUUCACAGUGUCUUAUAGUAUAACGUCAGACAUAACAAUUGUUAUGUUGCAGACCGACAAAAACUGAACACUGGUUCUUAACAUUUUUUACAAAUAGAAAUGUGAGAUGAGUGAAGCGUGUGCUUAUAUUCAACCACGUUUCCUCUGAUACCCCUUGAUUAUUUUUUACAGCAGGAUGAAGUCAUAAAACCAAAUACAAAACAAAAUGCAUGGUGGAAAAAAGCAAACAAACACUAAAUAUAACAACAAACACAACAUCCCCAUCAUGAAAGAUGGUCAGAGUUGAAUGGAGAGAUGAAUAGCACUAAAUUCACAUCAAUACUGGAUGAAAAACUGGUAGAGGCUUGAGACUGAUGUAGAGGUUCACCUUACAGCAGGUCAUCAGCCCUAAACAUACUGUAUACCCACAGCAUUUUCAUGUGGCAAAAUGGCCCUGUCAAAGUACUAACCUAAAAAUAAUUGAGAAUCUGCUGCAGAAUUUGAAAAAGAAUGUUCAUAAACACUCUCCAUCCAUCUUGACUUUACUUAGCUAUUUUGGGGGAAAAAAUGGGUAAAAGUAUCAAUUUGUUAAUGUGCAAAGCUCAUUUUUCAGACUCCUAUUUCUGAAACAACUUAUUUUACUUCUGUGUGUCAACUAGAUUACUUAACUACAUCGCCGAAAGUGACAAAAUGUGUGAAAAAGUUUAGUCGGGGGUAUGAAUGCUUUUGUAAAAUUAUCCAUAAUGUUUUGUUGUAUUGUGAUAUUACGCUGUGUGCAUGGUAGAAAAUGUGUAGCAAUGUCGCGCCUGUGGGUGGCAGUGUUGUCACACUUUAUACAUUUAUCUCUCGGAAGCAUGUGCUGUAACUGUGUGUUGUAGCUUUAUAAAUUAAUUUUGACAGAA